Molecule: messenger RNA, 2670 nt
Organism: Anopheles funestus (African malaria mosquito)
Lineage: Eukaryota; Metazoa; Arthropoda; Insecta; Diptera; Culicidae
Product: putative protein TPRXL
Exons: 5
Coding region: 532-1599 (355 amino acids)
Molecular function (GO): protein binding
Source: RefSeq, a predicted model, not a curated record
AAAACCCCAAAAUCGUUCCACAUGUAACGACAUAUUACAAGGUUAAUAAAAGAGAGAAUUUGUUGUCACUCGAAAUGUUUUACGCUGUAUCUUAGUUGGAGUGGCAUUAAAAUAAAAUUACACAAAAAAUCUCACAAGAAAUAAUAAUAUUUCAUCAUAAAAGCUCUUGAAUACUUUAAUUGAUGAAAAUUACAUGCCCUCUCCAACCAGUUUACAACUGUCAAAGACAACGCUAUAAACCUCGGACGUUUGCUAUAAUAAACGGGGCUGUCAUUUAGGGGUAGAGAAAAAGAGCAGGAUAGCAGUAGUUCUGUUUUGUUUUCGGUUUCGGAAACAAACCUCUCUUUCUGGCAGACAUCCACCAGGAAAAACAACAACAAAAUCAGGAUCAAAAAAAUUGAACCAAGUGCAGGCGAACUGUUUUCGUACACCCGUUUCCCGUGCAAAAAUUUGUUGAAAAGUGCCACUUUGUAAAGGGAAAAGCAACUGCGCUAUGCUUUAAUCAACGGAAUUGCCACUGGUUUUGUAUCGAUGUGCUGCGCGCCGAUGUCCGAUUAUUGUACGAAAAUGGCUCUCCUGGAUGAUACGAACGGAAACACGGUGAACAUAAACAACCAGCCCGGUGCGGAGGCGGCUGGAGACGGGUGUACCGUUGGUGGAGCGAUGGUUCCAACAACAGCCGAUUCCGUUACGAUGCUACACUCACCUUCGAACGAUGAUCUGAGCCAAAGUUUGUCCGAGUACACGGACGCCGAUGAAAGCAUAUCAGCCCCAACCGAACUGCUGGCAGAAUUUCUUUCGGCCAUCAUGAUUCGUGACUAUGUAAAUGCGCUUAAGUACUGCAAGCAGAUUUUGCAGUACGAGCCGAACAACACGACUGCACGCGAUUUUUAUCCACACAUUCUGUCCAAAAUCAGCGAAAUGCAGAGCAAUGAGCUGUCGGGUGAAAGUGACGAAAAUUACAACUUUAACUGCAGCUCACCAUUAGAAUCAUCCGCUUCGUCUCCAUCUUCCUGUUCCGUUUCCUCUUCACCGGCAUCGUCCCGCUCGUCCCGUUCCUCGUCGUCAUCCUCCUCGUCCGGUUGCGAUAACAUCGACGAAGUAAUUAUGGUGUGUAGCAGCGACAGUGACGAAUCAUCCGAAGCAUGCUGUUCGUUUCCGGAAUCGAUUGGCAACGAGGAUGAGGAUGGAAAGGGUUACAAUGCGCAGCAGGAAGCACCGGACGUAGAGGUGGCGGAAGGUGACAGCCAUCCAUUGGUGGAGGAGGCGGCAACAGCGGUAGGAGCAGCGGUUACAAUGGCGGGCUCCCGUUCGCUGAGUGACAACAACACGUCCCAGUCUUACUCGAGUUUGCUGCUGGAGGAUGAGGAAAAGGAUCUUACCCUAUCCGACAUUUCGAACCUCAACAUCGAGGAAGAUGAAACAUCGAACGACUGUGGUGGCUCGCUGGAAAAUAGCUACACACCGCUCGAUGUGACUGCAGCACCGGUGGUGAAAUCGGUCCCUACCACGAAUCUCGCUUCUGCCACGGUAUUCGCCUCACGGCUUGUGGCAAUGUUACGGUCUAAGGUAAUACCGUCGAAGGCGGCCGGUGAUUGAUUCACCUGAAGGAAACAUCGUCCAGCUCGGGUGUGAGGAGCAGUGUGAUGAAACAUUCGACCGUUGGUUUUACGUUUCGCUUCGUUCAUAGAUCUCAGUACGGCUUGGUGGUUGCGAGCUGUGUUAAAGCUGUCUCGGCAUCCUUCGUAUGCUAUUUAGAAAGUACAACCCAAAACUGAAUAUGAUUCGUACAAAAAAAAAACACACUCUGAUACACUGACUAUAUAGCUAAAGAGCACCUAGAAUAGUUCAGCAUUUAUUUAAAAUUAUAUAAAUAUUUGAGCGAUCCUCCCAACGGAGGCUAUUAGUGGGUGGAUGAAACGAUUUGCAUUAAAACUUCCUAUCUUACCCGUCCAACCAAUUUCCAUACGUGUGCGCUAAUUUUACCGUUUGCUUUCUCUCGCAAACUAGUUCGCUUGAGUGGUUUGGUUUGCUAGUUUCUCUUUUACAUAUUUAUAUGCCCCAGUAUUCAGUCUUGUCGUCAUACAAGUUAGCGAAACGCCAAGGAGAGCAAAACGCGAAUAUAUGAAAUUCCUGUUGCGAUGCAAAUCAACGAGAUAUGAAGGGAACAAGUAGAUCGACCUUAGGCUACAAUUAGGUACGAACGGCUGAAAAACAAAACAAAAAAACAAACCUUUGCAUACAUCUAGUAAAACAUACAACCGUAUCCGUAACAAUCGUUUUCGUUACACCAUUAUUACACACGUACAGCAGAUUGCGUACCAGAUCUCUUAAAGACUUAGGUGUACUUCCGUAUCCUUCAUUCGGGGAAAAGGCAACGGUGCAGGAAAAAUAGUGAACAUUGAGCCUCUGAAACGUGGAGCAGAACACGGUAUACACGAACAAAACCAAACAAAAGAAAAAAAAAUACAUGAAAAGGAAACAAUAUUUUAUAUUUGUAGUAAUAUAAGGAAUAUGUAUUUGUUUUUUUGGAACAAAAACAGCCAAGUGAACAAAAACAAAAAAAUAGGUUACUAACCAUACAUAUUUGUGCACUAGUCAUCGUUGUAUAAUUGUGUGAACAAUGAAUCGGAAAAAAAGGAAAUAAAAUCAACAAAUAAUUUCUGUGAA